Messenger RNA from Astyanax mexicanus (Mexican tetra), 1765 nucleotides. RefSeq lists its product as uncharacterized. The record is from RefSeq and is a predicted model, not a curated record. Lineage: Eukaryota; Metazoa; Chordata; Actinopteri; Characiformes; Acestrorhamphidae. Bases 560 to 1765 code for a protein of 401 amino acids. The transcript is spliced from 14 exons.
AUAGAGUGAAUAUUUGAGUAAUGCUCUAAUCCAGAUUAUGAUAAAAACUACUCAACUAAACAAAGAAAAAAAUAUUUAAAAAAAAAAACAUUUUAUAGUGCAAUCAGUGUAUUUUAAUAAGUUAUGAUUAAACUGGCUCUCAUCAGAACUGCCCCAGGAAGGAAAGAACAAGAGUUGCCUCUGUUGCACAGGAUAAAUAAUGAAAAAGAGCACCUAAAUGAUUCUUUACAGAAUAUUUUGGUUUGUUUAACACUUUUAAGUUACUACAUUAAUUCCUUAUGUGUUCCUUCGUAGUCUGAUAGAUCACUUCACUAUUAAGUUAUUAUGUAGAGAAAAAAAUAUUGUAUAUUCAUCUAGCUUUCAACCUUUCACAUUAAUAAUUAAUACAACAUAGAUUUAAUAUUUACCUCGCCAUCACCGUAUCCUAGCAACGCGCCCAGUCACAUGUGUCGCGCAUGCGCAGCGCUCCCGUGUGAGAGACGCUAGAAGCGCAGGUGAUGGAGAAAAGCAGCUAGGUCGCUAAAAACAGGGUAAAUUAGCGAGUAAACAGGCAGUAAAGAUGGAGACUGCAGCGGAGGAGACCUGCCACAGUCCCUCCAUCUCUCAGAGCUCCGUCUCACAGAGCAGCGGCUCUGCUGCAGCUCUCAGGCGGCCACGGAGGAGCCCGGGCUCAGCCUGCACUCCCGGCUUUACUUACCUGCAGUGCUAUUUUUUAACAAUUGCAACAAUCCUGGGAACAGGAAUCUUAGGUCUUCCAGUCACCAUCGCUCGUGCAGGACUGGUACCGUUCCUGGUUUCCUUCCUUACUGGUUUCUUUAUGCAGGCUCUCCUCAUAUACCUGUUUGUGGAUUUGCUGCAGCGAUGCCGAGCUGCGCUGAAGGAAUCAGUAACGAGUGUGGAGACGGAGCGAAUCCUAAUGCAGGACGUCAGCCUGGAGGAGUCCUCUGCACCUGACACUGAGGAGGCGGAGGAAGGAGAGGAGGAGGAGGCGGAGGAUGUGGAGGAGGCAGACGCAGGUCUGCUGCAGAAGGAUGCCGCGGUGCUGAAGCUGCAGGAGGAGCUUCAGCCCAACCUGCACGUCCUGGGAACGCUGUUCCUCAGCAAACGCUGCAGCCGGGCCUUCGACCUCAUCCUGCUCUCUCAGUUUGUGUCUAUCGGGAUCAGCUAUGUUCUGGCGGGGAGUGAAGCCUACGCUGCACUGCUUCAUACCAGUCACAUCUAUGUUAUCCCUGUGUUCACGUGGACACUCUCAUUGGGUAUUCUUCUGGCCCAGGUCAUCAUUCAGCCAAUCACGUCACUUCUGACACUUCUCAAAGGCAUCCUAUUGAUCAUAACGGUGGCGGUGACAUUUGUCGUGGGUUCAGAGGUUCGCCAGGAGACCACGAAUGACUUCACCCAGAUCGGGAAGCCUUUCCUCAUGGGGACUGUAGCUCUGGGUGGGAUCAUCAAUGUGAUGCCUUUCUUAUUUUCUGAAAUCUCCCACAACAAAACGCAGGUCAUGUGGUUCAGAAGAGCUGUUCUGGGAGGUCUGGCUACGUGUACCGUUCUGAAUGUAUUAUGGUGUUGGGCAGUGUUAGAGAUUGUUCCCCAGAUGGCUGUCGAGUCCGUCCUGGAGGAGAGGCCCUUAAAUACCAGCGCGGUCCGGAUAGAGACCACUCCACCGACACACACAUUUAUCUACUCCAACAUCUCCCUGGAGAAUUCUGAAAAGGCUGGAGAAAUCGCAACCAUACCUCUAACAAAGGAUAAGAACAAGUGUGAUUAA